Molecule: messenger RNA, 4321 nt
Organism: Rosa rugosa (rugosa rose)
Lineage: Eukaryota; Viridiplantae; Streptophyta; Magnoliopsida; Rosales; Rosaceae
Exons: 1
Coding region: 175-777 (200 amino acids)
Source: RefSeq, a predicted model, not a curated record
CCAUAUGGACGAACUGUACGGUCUUCCAAAACCCACUAUAAAUAAACACAGACACCCCACUACCAUCGCCACCAAGCAAACACAACUUUCUUCAUUCACAAGAGAGAGAUUUUCAGUUUCAGUUUUCAUUUUCUGAGAAAAGAAAGAGCUUUAAAAAAAAAAAACAAAACAAAAAUGUCUGAGAAAGCAGGGCACGAUGCAGAAACACACCCUUUCCACGCCGAUGAAGAGCGCAAGCGCCAGAAGAGGAUCAAGAUGUACAAAUACAUCGGUAUUUUCAUAGUGUUUCAAAUCGUAGUGGUGACCGUUUUCGCACUCACGGUCAUGAAAGUCAAGACCCCGAAAAUCCGACUAGGCAACAUCUACGUCCAGUCACUCACAGCCAACGCCGCAACCCCCUCAUUCGACAUGAACUUCGCAACCCAAAUCCGGGUCAGGAACCCCAACUGGGGACCUUACAAGUUCGAGGCCGGCGUAGUCACGUUCAUGUACCAAGGUGUCCCCGUUGGACAAGUUUACAUCCCCGAGGGCAAAGCUGGGAUGAGGUCGACCAAGAAAAUUGAUGUGAUGGUGAGUGUGAGCUCGGCCUCGUUGCCCGGGAACACAAUGCUCGGGACUGAGCUGAACAAUGGGCUAUUGAUGCUGACCAGCACGGCCACGGUGACCGGGAAAGUAGAGUUGAUGUUGAUCAUGAAGAAGAGGAAGUCUGCGGACAUGUUGUGCUCUAUGGUGUUUAGUGUGGCCACAAACACUGUCCAGAAUUUGGAGUGCGAGUGAAAAUUAAACAGAGCACGCCUCUGAUCCGCCUCCAAUUUUUAGUUACUUUUAGAUUGUCAAUUUUUUUCUUUUUUUCUUUUUGGUAGUCUUGUAUUUCUUAUUUACGAAUUCUGUCGGCUGAUAUAUAUUAUAUAUACACAUUAUAGUUUGAACCCCAAUUUCUGCCUUCUUUUAAUUGUUCUUUUCAUUUUCUGAUAUUCAAACGUGAAAAUUACAUGGCUACUGAAAAGUCUGCUUGGGACUGGGAAAAUUUUGGGGUAUGAAGUAUGAACUGUUCUUUUCUUUCAGUUGUGAAUGGUAUUGGCUUUUCAGAUUUUUUUUUUUUUAUGAUUGUUGCAUAAGUCAGAUAAAACUGGCCCAAUAUGUGGAAUCAUAUAUCAUGAAUUCAUGAUGACUUAAUGUUUCGGGUCAAAUCAAAACCUUGUAGUUCUUUUCUUUAAUAAUGAAAGUGAUGGCAGUUUUAUAAUGAAAUAAUGUUGAAGAUAAUGCAGAAUAUAUGAAUGGCUAUAGGAACUGAUGAGGAUACUUGAACAACCACCCGGUAAAAGUCCCACUUAGGACACAGAGGGCAUAUUUUGUAGACUAAUAAGCUUCGUCUACCUGGUCUCAGAAACUGAAUUUUGGUUCACUGUGAAAAUUAUUUCCUACCAAUUAUGUUAAUUCUAAACCACUGUUAAAUGGUAAAACAAAUUAAUGAAGAAUUCCCUUGAUCAGUUUGGAAUAGUAAGGAAGAGUAUGAAACUUAUAAGUUACAAUUUACAAAGUACUAAUCGAAAUUUUGCUUGAGCUGAUUUGGUUUAUAGUUCUUUUGAUCACCACUUUCUUCUCUAGAAGCAUGCACAAUAUCUAAUUAUUGUUUAAGGAAAAGAGAAUAGUUGUGUCUUUCAUUGAUAAUUUUUUUUUUUUUUUUUUUUUGAAUAAAUGUCAGAGCUUUCAUUGAUCAUGGAUUAAGCAAUAUGGGCAACGUCAUAUUGCAGUACAUCAAGGAUAACACUAGGAGGUCGCUGAUGCCAAACCUCAUUACAGAUAGUUGAAUCAAAAGCAUAAGCAGCAAGCCUGUGUGCCACGUUGUUUCUAGUUCGCAACACAUGCUGAAUACGUGCCUGCGGCAUACUACGCAAAAGAACCAAGAUAUCAUCGACCAAAGCUCCUAGGUCAUCUAAGUCAUGGUCUUUGUUAAGAAUUAGCUGCACUGCAUCAAGGCAGUCACUCUCAAUGGUGACACGUUGCAGCUCAAGUUCCUUAACCAAGUCCAAACCGCGUCUGAUAGCUAGCAGCUCUGCCUGCUUUGCAGAAACCGUAUGCUGCUCCAUAUGUGCAAAAGCAGCCAAGAACUGUCCCUGGGAGUUUCAGAGUACUCCUCCCACUCCACACUUUGGCAAUUGAGGCACAAAAGCACCAUCAACGUUUAACUUCACUCAGGUACUUACUUCUGGUUGCCAGUAAGGGUCUUUCAUUGAUAAUAGGAACCCAUAUAUAUAAGAAAUACAAGUACAUAAUCUUUUAAUACAAGGAAUCCUAUUCUGAACAGAAUUAGAAAUUUAGAACAUUCUCUCCUAUUACAACUAUAGAAAGUAAUCAUAGUUUGGUAAGGCACACAUAAUUCUGAUAUCCUUCAACAAUUAUCAUAUUAGAUCAUGGACAGAGCAGGAAACAAAAAAUAUCUACGAGUAUAAUUAAUUAUUUGAAAAAGACAUAUGGUACUUCAAUUAGAAAAAGACAUAUGGUACUUCAAUCCAAAACACUUCCUAUCAGAUACUGAUUGAUUUGUAUUGAGGUACCAUUAGUCUAAACUCAUUAGUAAACAGUUCAAAGAGUAAAAGGACAUGUGCAAUAACUUUAAGUGGUCAUGGUCAUAAAUCCAAAAAAAUCUAAGAUUAGUGGAAUUUGAUCUUCUUCGGAGUUCCGAGAGUAACCAAUAGAUCCCCAAAGCAACUCAGUUUGAGGGAUAAUUCCUUUGAGCUUGCAUAUCAGAAUUGCACCAAACAGACUUACCUUCAUUUUGAACACAUAACCCGGAGCAGAGCAUUAGCUUCUUUUUUUCUUCUUUUUCUCUCUUUUCCUUUUUUCCCUACAGAAAAAAAAAAGUAUUAGCUUGAUAGUUGACUAAUUAAGCUCCUUUAUAUAUUGGUUAUACUUUUUGUUUGAUUGAUGAAGUCCUAAGCAACCUUCAAGUCUUCGUGUACCAUAAUCUUGCUUCUAAUGAGGGACAACAGAACUAAACUACGCAGUCAAAUUAAAAACCAAGAAUCUGGCAAAUACUAUUCGCAUGGUUCAUAAUCUCGACUAUUAUAAAAGAUCCCAACACCAUGUUCUAACUUUUGAUUGGGAGAUUUGGUCUAUGCCAACGGAUAGAACCGAACCUUCUUCUGAUAUUUUAAUAUCUUUAUAUGAAUCAACUCAUUGGGCCAAAAAGACCUAAAAGUCCUCACACAAAGUCAUAGAUAUUCUAGAAGUCAACAAUUCUCACCUUCGGACGCGUUUGGCGUCCGAAUAAAAUUCCUCCCCACCAUGUCCAAAUCACAUUUUCCAGGAACUUCAUUCACCCACAUAACUUAUUAAAAUUCGCCAAACCCCAAAUACACUAUAUAUACCACACUAGUGUACCCUUCCAUUCCAUCAUAUUCCUCUACAUUUUAAGAGAAAACAAAAGGCAGAGCAAAACAGAGGAUACUUCCAUUUCUUCAUUUUUUUUCAUUUCAUUUCAUAUCAGAAAGAAAGAGAGAGAUGGCUGACAAGAACCAACAAGUUUAUCCUUUGGCUCCGGCUAACGGGUACGUAAGAAGUGAUGGAGAGUCUUUGUCCGAAGAUGAGCUCAAGCGCAAGAAGAGAAUCAAGUGCUUUGCUUAUAUUGGUAUUUUCAUUGUGUUCCAGAUCGCAGUAAUGACCGUGUUUGGUCUCACUGUGAUGAAAGUCAAGACCCCCAAGGUUAGACUCGGCACAAUCACCAUCACAGACUUCACCUCUUCCAAUACAGCGCCUUCAUUCAACACAACCUUCAACACCCAAAUCAGGGUCAAGAACACCAACUGGGGUCCUUACAAGUUCGACCAAGGCACCGUGACAUUCAUGUACCAAAAUACAGCUAUUGGGACAGUCAAUGUACCCAAGGGCAAGGCCGGGAUGCGUGGCACCAAGAAGAUCAACGUGAAUGUGAGCUUGAACACCGAAGCAUUGACGACCGCCUCUACCCUCGUCAGUGAAUUGAACGGCGGAGUUUUGACACUGAAUAGCGAAGCAACAUUAACCGGAAAGGUUGAGUUGAUGUUGAUCAUGAAGAAGAAGAAGUCUGCGACUAUGAGCUGCACCAUAAAAAUUGAUGUGUCCGGGAAGAAAGUCAAUAGUUUAGAAUGCAAGUGAAAACAGUGUCUUAGAUUGUUUUCAUUGCCCCUUGUUUUAUAUUUCUACGAUUUUUUUUUGUUGUUCUUUAUUUAUGUGAUCAACCUGCGUGAGUAUCCAUAUACUUACCAAAACACAAUUUUUUGCAGUUGUGUUUUUUUGUUAUAUACAGAUUGGUAGUGCUAUUGUUUCAAAUUUGAACUUA